This is a messenger RNA of Cebus imitator (Panamanian white-faced capuchin), 779 nucleotides long. RefSeq names its product NADH dehydrogenase [ubiquinone] 1 alpha subcomplex assembly factor 4-like. Gene Ontology annotation, biological process: mitochondrial respiratory chain complex I assembly. Gene Ontology annotation, cellular component: mitochondrion. The coding region runs from base 62 to 538 and encodes 158 amino acids. The transcript has a single exon. NCBI's taxonomy places the organism in Eukaryota, Metazoa, Chordata, Mammalia, Primates, Cebidae. The record is from RefSeq and is a predicted model, not a curated record.
UAGCUCAAAGUCACAUAGCAGCUUGUGCGGCGUGAACCUGAGGGCAUCAUGUUAUGAAGAAAUGGGGGGUUUGGUGAUUUGCGGGAUCAGAAAUUUCAACGUAGAAAACAGAGCGGAGCGGGAUAUCAGCAAGAUGAAGCCCUCUCCCGCUCCCAGGCACCCCUCUACCAAUAGCCUCCUGGAAAAGCAGAUGGGUGUCAAUCCAGAAAUUAAGGGAGAGAUUGCUCGUAAAGAUGACAAACUACUGUCGUUUCUAAAAGAUGUGUAUGUUGAUUCCAAAGAUCCUGUGUCUUCCGUGCAGGUAAAAGCUGCUGAAACACAAGAGCCAGAGGAAUUCAGAUUGCCAAAAGGCCAAGACUUUGAUAUGAUAAAUAUCAAGAGUGUCCCCAAAGGCAAAAUUUCUAUUGUGGAAGCAUUGACACUUCUCAAUAAUCAUAAACUUUAUCCAGAAACAUGGACUGCUGAGAAAAUAGCACAAGAGUACCUUAUAGAACAGAAAGAUGUGAAUUCCCUUCUUAAAUAUUUUGUUUACUUUUGAAGUCAAAGUCUUCUCUCCUGAAGACAAGAAAGCGAUAGAACCAAAAUGAAGAAAAUCACAAAAAUUUCCUAUGUGUACUCCUCAUCUUUCAUCCUGUGUAUUUUCUCAUUUUUUGCAUAUUAUGUUAAUUACCAAGUGUUUAAUGCUCUUAUUGUGAGAACAUACUCUGAAUGUUUAUUGAGCUCCCUGACUUUUCAAGAUUGCCAUAGCAUGUAUUUUGUUUUCUUUUAAUUUUGUUUAG